AUGUAUCACCCUGUCGGACCCCCUCCACGCAAAAUGUCUGAGAAUGGCAAUCCGGGAGUACACAACCGAGUACCUUAUAAAGUAGGGACGCCUGGUGUCCAAGCUCCACACCGCUCCGUCUCAACCGAGUCGAAAGCCUUCUUAGUCGAAGGUGAGCAAGCGGCAUCUGUACUCUCGAACCUCGAUGAGUUCAAACAGUGUGAAUGUGGUCAAUCGUGCAAUCCUUCGAAACCCUGCUCUCGCAGGCUGUCCUCAUCCAAUACUUUCAAUCCUAAAGGAUUACUCUUAAAGACUGUAAACGGCAGAGGCGAUGGGCGAUAG
Molecule: messenger RNA, 321 nt
Organism: Necator americanus (New World hookworm)
Lineage: Eukaryota; Metazoa; Nematoda; Chromadorea; Rhabditida; Ancylostomatidae
Exons: 1
Coding region: 1-321 (106 amino acids)
Source: RefSeq, a predicted model, not a curated record